Molecule: messenger RNA, 776 nt
Organism: Salvia splendens (bonfire salvia)
Lineage: Eukaryota; Viridiplantae; Streptophyta; Magnoliopsida; Lamiales; Lamiaceae
Product: protein N-lysine methyltransferase METTL21A-like
Exons: 5
Source: RefSeq, a predicted model, not a curated record
AUUGUGAAGAAGAAAUUAUGUAUCUUCUCCAAAAACAAUGCUUUUGUGAGUCAAUCAUCUCUUCUACUCAAAAUCCACGCUUGCGGCCAUUCUCUCUCCAUUCUCCAGUCCCCAUCUUCUCUGGGCACUCCUGGAGUAACUGGGUCUGUGAUGUGGGACAGUGGCAUUAUUCUUGGGAAGUUUCUGGAACAUUCUGUUAAAUCUGGAAAGAUUUCGCUCCAAGGGAAGAAUGUUGUUGAGUUGGGCUCCGGCUGUGGAUUAGUCGGCUGCAUUGCUGCUUUAUUGGGAGCUCAUGUAAUUCUGACCGACCUGCCUGAUCGACUGAAGCUACUGAAAAAGAACGUUGAGACCAAUCUCUAUGGAGACGUGCGAGGGUCUGCAAGAGUGGAAGAGCUAACAUGGGGAGAUGAUCUUGACAAAGAUUUCACUGACCCUUCACCAGAUUUCGUGAUUGGCUCAGAUGUUGUAUACAGCGAAGGAGCUGUGGUUGAUCUGAUGGAAACGCUUGUUGAACUUUGUGGGAAGCAAACAACUGUCGUCUUGGCUGGAGAGCUUCGCAAUGAUGCUAUCCUGGAAUACUUCUUGGAAGCUGCUCGUAAAGAGUUCGUUGUUGGGCGAGUUGAUGAAGGCCAAUGGCAUCCAGAUUAUCGCAGUUCGCGCGUUGCUAUAUAUGUUUUGGUGAAGAUAUAGAGAUAUUGAACAAGUCGUUCAGUUAUAUAGAAAUUUACUUGAAUUCUCCAAAGCUAGAUGGCCUUUUAAAUUUCGCAAUCUUGUUC